AUGCAGUGGACUGAGAUUGUUGUCAGCAGCCUGCUCGGAUCCAAUGUUUCUCCCUUCCGCGCAAAGCGUCAAGAUGGGCCCCCAGCAGGGCCAAUCGACCGAGAGUACACGUCCUCUGCGACCCCUACUCCCCGCAGCAGCCCCGCGUGCGACGGCGAGCGUCCCAGGUGUUGCGAAUGUACGGCACGUGAGAGUGCUUGUCAAUACACAGAGACUGAGUCGACGCAGACGAAGCGUCGGCGUGCAGAUGUCGAGGAGCUAUUCGAGCUGCUGAGGACGCUCCCAGAGGAGAGUGCGUUUGAACUUCUUGCUCGCAUCAGGGCAGGUGCAGAUACACGCGAACUGGUCGAAACGAUGCAGUAUGGAAAUUUGCUGGUCCAGUUUGCUUCUGCUUCUACAGCAGGUAGCCAGGACAGCCAGGAUAACCAACAAUGUUCUGGAGGGUCCUCAACUUGA
Plenodomus lingam JN3 is the source of this 456-nucleotide messenger RNA. NCBI's taxonomy places the organism in Eukaryota, Fungi, Ascomycota, Dothideomycetes, Pleosporales, Leptosphaeriaceae. The record is from RefSeq and is a predicted model, not a curated record.